Tinamus guttatus (white-throated tinamou) is the source of this 1347-nucleotide messenger RNA. NCBI's taxonomy places the organism in Eukaryota, Metazoa, Chordata, Aves, Tinamiformes, Tinamidae. The record is from RefSeq and is a predicted model, not a curated record.
AUGUCACACGGGCGGGCCCUGGACAGAGCUCUGGGCCACGAUCUUUACCCAAGGGCACCCAUUGGUGCCCCCAGUGCCCACAGGACUAGGGGGAUCCAGGCAUCCCCUGAGCAGAGCAGCGUGUGCAGGGGAUACGAGCGCCAAGGAGGUGGCAUUUCUGGCAGCUCUGCCCCGGCAUUGCGGGGACAGCCGGGGGACUGUGGUGACAGGGAGGCAGAGAGCGAGUCCCCGGCCACCAGCCAGGACACCUCUGCCCACGGUCACCCCGCGUGGGCUCAGCGCCGAGCCCAGGGCGGGACGGAGGCACCGUGUGCGGCAGCUCCGCAGCUCGGAGCCGGUCCCUGCACGGGACACGCGGGAGGAACCACCCGGGGCCCCGCACAGGACAGCCGGGGGACUGUGGUGACAGGGAGGCAGAGAGCGAGUCCCCGGCCACCAGCCAGGACACCUCUGCCCACGGUCACCCCGCGUGGGCUCAGCGCCGAGCCCAGGGCGGGACGGAGGCACCGUGUGCGGCAGCUCCGCAGCUCGGAGCCGGUCCCUGCACGGGACACCCUGGCCCCCUACCACCGCCGCGUGUGCCUCAUCCAGGACAUGCUGCUGCCCUCCAAGCAGGGCCGCCAGGAGGAGGCCACGGAGCUGCUGAGGCACCUGCGCCAGGAUUUAGGGAUGGAAUCGACCUCUCUGGAUGAUGUCCUCUAUCGGUAUGCCAGCUUCCGCAACCUCGUGGAUCCCAUCACCCACGACCUCAUCAUCAGCCUUGCGCGAUACAUCCACUGCCCCAAGCCGGAGGGGGAGGCGCUGGGGGCCAUGGAGAAGCUCUGCCGGCAGCUCACCUACCACCUGAGCCCCCACUCGCAGUGGCGGCGCCACGGCCUCGUCCGCAGGAAGCCCCAGGCCUGCGCGGCGCACGUGGACGCCGUGGAGCUCUGCUUCACCGAUCUCACGGAGGAGAUGCUGCUGCAGCUGCUGCCGGCGCUGGGCGCCCUGCCCCGGCUCACCACGCUCUCCCUCAACGGCAACCGCCUCACCAAGGCCGUGCUGCGCGACCUCACCGAGGCCCUCAAGGACCCCGCCAGGUUCCCCAGCGUCACGUGGAUCGACCUGGGCAACAACGUGGACAUCUUCUCCUUGCCGCAGCCCUUCCUGGUGGGCCUCAAGAAGCGCUGCCCCAAGCAAGGCAACCUGCCCACCAUCUUGGAGUUCGCCGAGGGCCAGCCCGGCGAGCCCGAGGGACCAGAGGGCUCCGCCGAGAGCCAUGAGGAGCCACAAGGGCUCGACCGCCUUGACUUGCGGCCCAUGGAGCCGGCGAUGCUGGGGCAGGAGGCUGUGGCCGCACAGACGUGA